Molecule: messenger RNA, 1250 nt
Organism: Mycotypha africana
Lineage: Eukaryota; Fungi; Mucoromycota; Mucoromycetes; Mucorales; Mycotyphaceae
Exons: 1
Coding region: 134-1123 (329 amino acids)
Source: RefSeq, a predicted model, not a curated record
GCAGCAGCAGCAGCAGCAGCAGCAGCAGCAGCAGCUAUAUUUUCUAGAUGCAACUAGCCAUUUCAGUCAAGAAGCAUCAUCACGUCAUUUUGAAAAGCAGCAGCAGCAGCAGCAGCAACUCCAACAGCAACAAAUGGCUAACAACUCAGAAACCAUCAACAAUCAACCUAUUACUGCUGCAUCUAUUGACAUGGACACUGCUCAGGAAAUUUCUCAUGACCUGGCUUUAACUUCAUCAGCAGUUCCCUUACAACAACUGUCUUCCUUUUCAGACCCAGUCAAUUUGCCACACAUACAAAAGAAUGAUGACGAUAUUAUCUUGACGCAUGACCAGAAUAGCAAUAUAGAUUUAGAUGAGGAUAUUCUUAUGGCCGAGCGUAAUAAUCUAUCGCUUCUCGACAAUCUCAUUUUACCUAGAAAUGACCAGUGUACUGGAAUAUUGGGUUCUGAGAGUAUUUUCUGUGAGCGACAACGUGGCACAUUUGACAGUGUACAGAUGAUAAGAACAGCUACAACAACGUCUUCAUCAUCGUCGACUUUCUCUACGGUGUCUCAACAAUCUACAACUGAUGCCAUCAGUGAAAUGCCUAUCUGUUUGGAUCAACAGCAGUUCGCUUUUCAUCAACAACAAGAUCAAUUACAAAAUAAGUUCAGGCCAACCAUGUCAACUCCUUCUUUCCUUAAACAUAGUCAACAGCAACAAGGAGAAUCAGUUAUGAUUACGAUUACGCCACUUUCCAGUCUUAUUGAUACUUCAACUGGCAAUUUACUCUUAAAUCCCACUAGUACGAUUAUUAAUAACAACAACACUAAGCAUAUUACUACUACUGCAACUACUGCCGAUAGUAUGAAUAAUAUUUCAGCAUCGACAGUAACGCGUAUCAUUACCUGUUUUAAUGGAAGUGAGUGUGAUUGUCCUGGCUGUUUCGUUCAUCUCGAUAACAAUAACAUCUAUGCCUCCUCAGCCAUUACUAAUACUACUGUCGCAGAUCAGCAGUCCAGUUUCUAUUUGCAGCAACAGCAAUCUUUCGUUCAGCCCUAUCAUUAUCCACUAUCUUCGUCAACUACUUCUGCAUCAUCAAAUUACAGCAGUUCAGACGAAGACGAAAGACGUUAUGGCUAAUUCUACUCUUUCCUCUUAAGAACUAUAUCAUUUAUUCACAUUUUACUUAUAUUUUUACUGCCAACUAUGCUCUAAGCUCACGUCUUUAUGCAUUAAUUACUGUUGAAUCUUUUUUUUUUUUUUUUUU